This is a messenger RNA of Dermacentor andersoni, 2424 nucleotides long. RefSeq lists its product as uncharacterized. Lineage: Eukaryota; Metazoa; Arthropoda; Arachnida; Ixodida; Ixodidae. The record is from RefSeq and is a predicted model, not a curated record.
GGGCGCGCCAACUCGUCUUCGUCGGCAGUCGCGGGUAGAAGGCGUGGCAAGAUCGACGCGCCUGCCGCGCGCAGCGAACUUCUUUCCUCCUCCCUUCGUUGGCUCGCCGCGUCCGACCGACCGCGCGGUUGUUUGAAGCGCGGCGCGCACGCACGCGCACGAGUUGCGGCGGACGUGACAACGAGGUUGCUCCGUUCGCUGCGAUGUGUCAAACUGGCCGCCGAGCUUCGCCGCUGCUCCUCUUGUUCUCUCCUUCCUCAUCAACUCGCUGCGCCGGUUCGACGCAGCGGAAGCCGGCAGCGUCGGCACGUAUUCUCGGCCUCGUCGUCCCAGCGGUCUCGUUAGCGUACCACUGCCAUUAACUCGCCUGUUCUGACACUUCUUUCCUUUCUCUUCCUUUUCUUCUUUUUUGUGUUUUAUGCGCAACAGCCAGAGGCUGCUUGCUGUGUCGCGGGUUGCGUAAGGCAUCGGUGCUGUGACCGACGAGUCAGGCGAGCUUGCUUGGCCGCAGACUCUGGACUCAAGUGCGAGGAGGGAAGAUAAAGUGAACAAAACAAGAAAGCCUGUUCGAAAUCGGUGAAGCCCACUCGUAAUAAUCUGACGCAAGGAUUGUUGGGAGGUUAAUACGGUUCGGGCCUCGUCAGACUUCGAGGUUCACGAGAACCGACGGUGUUUCGAACUCGGCGGAUCUCUGCGGCGAGCGCUUCUGAGGUUGUGAGCCCGCGCUUCACCGUUAGUGAGGUGUGCCUGCGAAGAGUGUGACACUGCCGGGUGACCCGCUCCACGAGGUGUCACACGCGUCGGUCAGCGUGCGGUGCCGGAGGAGAAGUUCCGCGAGAAAGGCGUGGUCGCCGCCGACGGGCAAGCUCGCCGUACGCAGCGCGCUGCGGCGGCUGGGUUCCGGCGUCGCGACGAAGCUCCUAGCGUUCGCCGAGCGGAUGCGCUCGUUCUGGAUCUUCUGGAGGCGCAGGCACAAGGUGGGACAGCGCCACUGCGAGGAAGACGCCCACGAGCUGUGCGUAAACGAUGCCAACUGCGAAGCGGAUGGUCGUCACCGCCGGUUCUUCCUCAAGUCUGGCGCUUCGGGACACAGUCCUCGGCCAGCUGCUGUGCGCGUCGACAGCAGCAGCAGCAGCGACGAGGAGGAGGAUGACGAAGAGGAAGAAGACGAAGACGAGUACGAGGAUGAGUACGAGUACGAUGACGAGGACCUGACAUGCAACGUGUGCGAACGCUCCUUCUCCACGGCCCGUCGGCUGUCUCAGCAUCAACAACGCAAGCGCCACUUUGGCUGCCCCGUGUGCGACGCCAUCUUCCCGUCGCCGCUCGCCCUGGAAAACCACCGGGGCUCCAUGGAACACUGGUCGGACGAUGACGACGAUGACGACGACCAGCAGGAGUCGCAUUCGAGGCAGCAGCACCGUAGCUGGUGGGGAUGCGACGACGAAGAAGACGACCUGGACGACGAGGAAGACGAAGAGUCCUCGGAGGAAGACACCGACUUGGACGACGUCGAGUCGGGCUCCAACUCGCAGGAGCUCGAGCGGCUCUUGUGACUGCUGUGGCCGGGCGCCGCUCACCUCGAUGCCGCCCAGGGCGGCGCUGGGCGGCGCUGCUGCUGCGCUGCUGACGUCACGCGCUACUGAAGCGACUCGCGUCGGCCGGAUGAAAGAAGAUGACGACAUCAGCGACGUGGGUGAGUGAAAGGAGAUAACAAAGGCAACUUCAGGUAAGUGUCGGCCGAACAGCAUUAGCUUGUGCACUGUGGACAACGUCGCUCCAGGAGUCUUGAACGGUCAUUUACCGGCGAAAGAGAAGUGCUUUAAGGACAUGCAAAGCCACCUGCUGGUCAGCCGCAGAGGACCACAAUUGUGGGAGACGUGACGCAUUGGCCAUGCUCCAGAAAGUGAAUCCUCCAAGAAGUGAUCCGGCGAGUGAUCCCACACCGACUGACUCUUGGUGAAGUGGUCCUUCGGUCGCCGUCGAUCUCAACGCUUGUGAGAUGGGACCUUUUCGUGAUUGUUAUCGACGCCGGGCAUAGAGCGCCGACAUUGGUGCCGAAAGUAUUCAGCAUAGUAUUUGAUGUAGUAACCAGUACCACGACUGCUGUUUUCCUGUUACAUUUUUUUUCGCAGUUUCCUUUAUUCAGUGCGUUCGCUUUCAUCUGUUCGCACUCAAGGAAUCUCCGAAAUUUGAAGUGUCUUGCUUUAAAAAUAUCUGCAUUUUGUGAGCUUGUUUGCCUCCAAAUCUAGGUGGACUAGAAAGGACGCCUCCUAUAUAUGGUUCAGACAUAUUGAAUGAAGAAUUGCAGUGUGUAUGAUACGGAAGUGUGUAUGAUACAAAUACGGAAGCUGUCGCGAAUAUUGUUUCGACAGUGAACAGAAAAUAAAAUAAACUUGUUGAUUUUCCGUGAAAAACUGGCAA